ACACACCAGGAAAUGUGUGGAGAGUCGGGCUGAAGAAUCACAACAGACCAACUCACCGCAGCUCCUGGCAGUUCUGUUCCGUGCCGCCAAAAAAGACGUUGUUUUUUUCCCGUGUUAUUACCGUUAACGAACAUGUCCCGGAAAGCCAAAGAAGAAUAUUAUCGCUUCUUUACCGUCAGCGACCCACGUACACACGAGAAGGGGCACACCGAGUACAAAGUGACAGCGAGGUUUGUGUCCAAGCGUCAUCCCGAAGAUGUGAAGGAGGUGGUUGUGUGGAGGAGGUUCUCAGAGCUGAAGAAGCUCCAUGGAGAGUUGGCUUACACCCACAGGAACCUGUUCAGAAGACAGGAGGACUUUCCACCUUUUCCUCGUGCACAAGUUUUUGGAAGGUUUGACGAGGCUGUGAUUGAAGAGAGGAGGAACGCAGCAGAAACCAUGCUUCUGUUUACUACCAGCAUACCUGCACUCUACAACAGCCCACAGCUCAAGGACUUCUUCAGAGGUGGUGAGGUCACAAGACCUCUGGAUCCCUCCCCUCUGUCUUCUGCUGGGCCUCUGCCUCCCCCUCUCAUUCCUCUUCCUAAACGAAGGGCCUCGGACUGUGAACCUGCUGAAGAAGAGGAGGGAAGGGAGGCUCCUACUUUACCCCAGGAUCUGGGCACCAACCUGAGCUUAGAAGUGGGAGAACCGGAAGUAGCAGCUGAGGCCUACAGUGAAAUCGGAGGUUCCCCGACAGAAGAAGAAGGAGAGGAGCUUAGUGAUGCAGAACUGGAUGAUCGAGUUCCAUCUCCUGAACCAUCUCCAGCAAGAAACCACCGACAGUCAGAAGAGACCCAGGAAGAAUUUGAUGCACUGUUUGACUCCGUGGCUGAAGAGCAAAUCCCAUCUCCAAAGGAAGAUGUUCCUCCUCCACUCUCUGAUAAUGACUUGGCUGUCUUUGAUCCCUGCUAUAAAGAAGAUAGAUCAAAUUCCUCCACGGAUCACUCAGAAUUGUUCUCGCUGCCACCAGCCAGUCUGAAUGGAGGCGAGGCAGGAUACUUGAACCAAGCCGCCAGUGAGCUAACAGCUGCCAUGGAGAGGGAGAAGGAGGGAGAAUUUAGUUCUGCCAUUCGUGGAUACCGGACGGCGGUGGAUAUUCUGAUCACUGGAGUUCAGGGAGACCCUGAUCCAGUACGGAAGGAGUCUGUGAUGCGACGGACCGCCCAGUAUCUGAAGCAUGCCGAGAUGUUGGUCGACAGGCACUCCUCACCCACACACACUCAUACACCCACACACACACAUGCACAGGACCCGUAGACCUGCACACAUACCGUAUGUUAAAGCCCACACGAAGACAAAUCAAAGACAGUGAAGCUCAGGGUUGUACUCACAAAAAUGCACAAUGAAGUAUGGCAACACACGAUGUCAGCACAUGUACGUUUGGUCUAAUGAUCCACAACAUUCCCAAACACAAGCUCCUUCAGGUGGGAAGUACUACUGUUCAUGGCACACACUCCUGAGGUACACACUACACUGCAGACUGGUCCUUUAGCUGCCUUUGUUUAGUGAAAAAUAUAUGAUUUAAAACAUCUAAAUAUAUGGAAACUGAAAGUAACCGUACACCUACUGGAUUGAUCGAUGAAUAAUCCAUCUCGCUACCUUUGUCUUGCUUUUAUAAUGUUCUCUUCUUGAAUACAGUAAUGUGUAUGUAUAUCAGUGAUUUGCAUUUUGCACAAUGUUUUGUUAAUAAAUAUGAUUUUAAUUUAA
Molecule: messenger RNA, 1749 nt
Organism: Acanthochromis polyacanthus (spiny chromis)
Lineage: Eukaryota; Metazoa; Chordata; Actinopteri; Pomacentridae
Gene: snx15
Product: sorting nexin 15
Exons: 7
Coding region: 133-1299 (388 amino acids)
Molecular function (GO): phosphatidylinositol binding
Source: RefSeq, a predicted model, not a curated record